Molecule: messenger RNA, 612 nt
Organism: Scaptodrosophila lebanonensis
Lineage: Eukaryota; Metazoa; Arthropoda; Insecta; Diptera; Drosophilidae
Exons: 3
Coding region: 1-612 (203 amino acids)
Source: RefSeq, a predicted model, not a curated record
AUGUAUAGUCAGCGUAGCUUAAUUUCCAAUCUUCUACUGCUCAUAGCUCUCGGAGAGCAAGUUCGCGCAGUCAAGUAUGAUUAUCUGCUCGAAUAUGAGGAAAUAUUUGUUGAUUGCCGAGAGCCUCCGGAGAAUUCGCUGAAUAUCCAUGGUCUAUUUGAUAUAAGCAACGUUUCUUUGAAUUUUAAUGGUGAUUUCGUGCACGUUACUGGCAACUUUACAUCAAUAUGGGAUGUCGAACCAACAGAUCGCAUUGCGUUAUCAGUACAAACAUUUCAAUAUAAACGAGGAAAUUGGGAACCAACAUUCUUCAGCUAUAACAUUGGCGAUUUUUGUUCUAGAAUGUAUGGUCCUGAUGAGCAUUGGUACGAUUUCUGGACCAAACAUAUUAUUAACGAUGUGAAAAGCAAGUGCAUUAAUACACCAGGCACAUUGCUUAUUCUCGAAGAAUACGAUGUGAAUGUUUCAUUCGAUAUCCGUGUCGCUGGCCCUUCGUUAGCUGGAUUAUAUGCUAUUGUUGCUAAAUUUGAAGCCAUUGAUAAAUAUAACAGGAAGCGGCCGACAACUAUUUGCUUUGAAGUACGAGGUGAAGUGGUCAAGAAAUCGAAAUAG